Mucor velutinosus is the source of this 855-nucleotide messenger RNA. RefSeq lists its product as uncharacterized. Gene Ontology annotation, biological process: transcription initiation at RNA polymerase II promoter. NCBI's taxonomy places the organism in Eukaryota, Fungi, Mucoromycota, Mucoromycetes, Mucorales, Mucoraceae. Gene Ontology annotation, molecular function: TFIIH-class transcription factor complex binding. Gene Ontology annotation, cellular component: transcription factor TFIIE complex. The record is from RefSeq and is a predicted model, not a curated record. The transcript is spliced from 4 exons. Bases 1 to 855 code for a protein of 284 amino acids.
AUGUCUGCAUUAAACGAUCAAUUAAAGAGUUUCAAGAAAUCAUUCAAGGCAAAUGCUGACAUUGCUGUGAAGCGUGCUGGCCAAGCAGCGCCCGUAAAGGAAUCGAAAUCAUACACAGGAACUAUUGCAAACAACACAAAGGCUUCUUUUGAGAAUGGUCAUGACAAGAAGCGAAAGAGAUCCACUGUCUAUUCACAACCUGCCAAUACGGGCACGGGUCAUCAUGCCAUGAGUCAAUUGUACACAGUCAUUCAGUUCCUCAAAGACAGUGAUAAUCCGCAGUCUGUUGUCAGUAUUGCAUCUCGAACUAAAGUGGAUAUUGGAAAGAAUCAAGCAUUGUGGGAUAAACUAGUCAACAACAACAAGAUUGAAUUCGACGCAGCCAACAAGACAUUUGCAUACAAGCCUACAUACCAGAUCAGAAGCAAAGAGGACCUUUUAUCAUUAUUGAUUCAAAAGAAGAAUGAGGGCGGCAUGGAUUACAAAGACCUCAAGGAUUCGUACUCGAAAUUGAGCAGCGCAGUAGAAGAAUUGGCAUCAGAAGGACAAAUCUUGGUUGUGCGCAACAAGGAUGGAAAUCCUCGAGUACUAUUUCACAACGAUUCACAAUACAAUACAACCAUUGAUCCAGAGUUCAAAAAGAUGUGGGCAGAAAUCCCUAUUCCUGACGAAACUGAUCUGCCAAAGGCCUUGGAGGUAGCAGGUCUCAAGACGAUGGAAGUGUUCGAAAAGAAAGUGACAUCAGAGUCCAAGCCAAAGAAAUCAAAGACCAGAAACAAGAGGAUCAAAAUCACUAAUACUCACUUGGCUCAUAUCGAUUUAUCAAAGGAUUAUUUGCCUGGGAACAAGAAAUAA